Lymnaea stagnalis (great pond snail) is the source of this 276-nucleotide messenger RNA. NCBI's taxonomy places the organism in Eukaryota, Metazoa, Mollusca, Gastropoda, Lymnaeidae. The record is from the annotation of a GenBank genome assembly.
CAACCGGAACCGGAAAAGGCGCCGUUGGAGGAGGCGAAGAAUGAGGUCAUAGAAAUUGACGAGACAAAACUUGACGGGGAGAAAGGGGAGGCUGUUGUUGAAGCUGAUCCCGAGAAGGGAAAAGAAGUCGAGGAGGCCAAUUAAAGGGAAAUAACUGGUUAAAAUAAACAUAGUGUAAAGAAUCCAUCUUCUUUUGUUUCGAUUUCAAUAUUUUUUUAAAUACAUUUUUUUUUUAAAGUUCUAUAUCCAAUGAUUUAAUUUGGUGUUGUCUGUCGG